AUGAUGGAUCCACGUAAUUCAAUUGCCCCAGAUGCUUCGGCUCUCAUUGGUAACACUCCGAUGGUUUACAUAAACAAGCUUACUGAAGGAUUACCUGGAAAAGUAGCUUGUAAAGUAGAGUUUUACUCACCUGGGUGUUCGGUUAAAGAUCGAAUAGGAUAUGCAAUGGUUGCUCAGGCUGAAGCUGAAGGAAGGAUAAAACCUGAUGUAAGUACUCUAAUAGAACCAACAUCUGGUAAUACGGGAAUAGCGUUGGCUGUAGUGGCUGCCGUCAAGGGCUACAAAUUGAUCAUAACUAUGCCCGCUAGUAUGAGUGUGGAGAGGAGGGUUCUACUGAAAGCUUACGGAGCUGAGGUAAUUUUGACUGAUCCAGCCAAAGGAAUGAAGGGAGCUAUAGAACGAGCCUACGAGCUGCAACAGAGUGUUCCUAAUAGCAUAAUUUUAGCUCAGUUUGAUAAUCUUGCAAACCCUGAAAUUCAUUACCGAACAACGGGUCCCGAAAUUUGGGAUCAAACACAAGGCAAAGUUAAAGCUUGUGUUUUUGGAAUUGGUACUGGAGGAACACUUACAGGAGUAGCAAAGUACUUGAAAGAAAAAAAUCCAAGUGUAAAAAUGAUUGCUGUUGAGCCUGAAGAGAGCCGCGUGUUAGUGGGGGGACAAGCUGGGUCCCACAAGAUUCAAGGGCUUGGAGCUGGGUUUAUUCCUUCAAUCCUAGAUUUAAAUUUGAUUGAUGAAGCGAUUGGAGUGAGUUCUGAAGAAGCUAUCACCAUGGCCAAACGACUCGCCUACGAGGAGGGAUUACUUUGUGGAAUUUCUUCUGGUGCAAAUGUAUGUGCUGCUUUACAACUCGCUGCGCGAGAGGAAUAUAGAGAUGAAAUCAUUGUAACAGCACUGCCUAGUUUCGGUGAAAGAUAUUUAUCUUCAUCACUAUAUGCUGAUCUCAGAGAUGAAGCUGUGAAUAUGGCUGUACAAUCAUUAGCGGAAAACUUAGAAGUUGUGAAAUUACACGAAUAUGACACAAUUGAAUGA
Molecule: messenger RNA, 1029 nt
Organism: Auanema sp. JU1783
Lineage: Eukaryota; Metazoa; Nematoda; Chromadorea; Rhabditida; Rhabditidae
Source: the annotation of a GenBank genome assembly